AUGAUGAGACCCCGGAAUAAACCCCGCAUCUUCAUAACGCUGCACGCUCGUGGCAAGAACUCGCUGGGGGAGAACCGCACCCGUCUUGGAUACUCCGCUUACCACUGGGGCAUCCUAAUCUCACCGAAGAAUAAAGUUACGCACCCAACGUCAGCAUCCCAGUCCCCGACAUCUCCAUCCGCCUUGCACACCCUCUUCGAUGUCACUGAUUCACUGUAUGCUGACCCGGUCACUGGUGAGGCUAAGGAGAACUGGCGGUUCCGGGAGCGGGGUUCGCCUGAUCCAGUGAUGGCGUUUCAGAUCCUGGCGAGAGUUUUCGUGGGGAAGCUGGACCCUACAUGGGGAGAGGCUGACGGCGUUAAGGAAAAGUUCAGUGGUAUAGUAUUACCGAGGAAGGGGGUUCAGGGAGAGAGUUGUGUUAGUUGGACGCGGGAGGCGAUUGGCGUGUUGAAGAAGAUGGGGACUUUGCAGGCUGAUUUUGAUAUCGCGCAGUUUAUGGAUACUGCGUUGGGAUUUGCGGAUGAGAGUUUGAAAUGGAAGGGGGAAAUGGGUAGCAUACUGGACUAUAUAGGGACCGGAGGUGUGUAA
Molecule: messenger RNA, 588 nt
Organism: Aspergillus puulaauensis
Lineage: Eukaryota; Fungi; Ascomycota; Eurotiomycetes; Eurotiales; Aspergillaceae
Exons: 1
Coding region: 1-588 (195 amino acids)
Source: RefSeq, a predicted model, not a curated record